AUGUUUAUGCUGAGACAGGUGUUAACUCCUCCUUCACCUCCUCUUCCUCCUCCCCCUCCCCUCCUCCCCCUCCGCCUCGUAGUCUACCUGGAGACGUACGGAUGCCAGAUGAAUGUCAGCGACACGGAGACGGCCUGGGCUAUCCUCCAGCGGAGCGGCUACCAGAGGACCAGCAACCUGGCAGAGGCUGACGUGGUUUUGCUUGUCACAUGUUCCAUCAGGGAGAAGGCCGAGCAGACGGUCUGGAAUCGGUUGCGGGUAUUCAAAACUCUGAAGACGAAACGGCAACGUUCACGGAGGUCUCUGCAGAUCGGGAUCUUAGGCUGUAUGGCCGAGAGGCUGAAGGAGAAGAUUUUGGACGAGGAGAAAUUGGUCGACAUUGUAGCCGGCCCAGACGCUUACCGGGACCUGCCCAGGCUCUUGGCGGUGGCGGAAUCCGGCCAGCAGGCGGCCAACGUCCUGCUCUCUCUGGACGAGACCUACGCAGACAUUCUGCCCGUCCACCUCAGCCCUGGCGCCCCCACAGCCUUCGUGUCCAUCAUGCGUGGCUGUGACAACAUGUGCAGCUACUGCAUCGUCCCCUUCACGCGUGGGCGGGAACGGAGCCGGCCCUUGGCCUCCAUUCUCCAGGAGGUACAGAUGCUCUCAGACCAGGGUGUGAAGGAAGUGACCCUUUUGGGCCAGAACGUCAACAGUUACCGGGACACCUCCGAGGUCCAGUUCCUCUCCUUGGCGUCCCCUGAGCUCAGACAAGGAUUCCGGACCGUCUACAAAGCCAAAAAAGGGGGGCUGCGUUUUGCAGAGCUUCUGGACCGAGUGGCCGCCGUGGACCCAGAGAUGAGGAUCCGCUUCACUUCUCCGCACCCCAAAGACUUCCCGGAUGAGGUCUUCGAGGUCAUGCGGGGAAGACACAAUAUCUGCAAACAGGUGCAUCUUCCCGCCCAAAGCGGCAGCUCCCGUGUCCUGGAGGCCAUGAAGAGGGGGUACACCCGGGAAUCAUACCUGGAGCUUGUAUACCGUCUCCGUGAUUAUUUACCAGGGGCAACGCUGACCAGUGACUUCAUUGCCGGAUUCUGUGGGGAGACGGAGGCCGAUCAUCUGCAGACGCUCUCGCUCCUCCAUGAGGUCGGCUACAACUUCGCCUAUAUCUUCGCCUACAGCCAGAGGCAGAAAACGCGGGCCUUCCACCGGCUGCUGGACGACGUCCCUCCCGAAGUGAAGCACCGUCGGCUGGAGGAGCUCAACGCCGUCUUCCGGGAAGAGGCCGCCCGCCUCCACGCAGCAGCCGUGGGCCAGACACAAGUGGUGCUGGUGGAAGGGCCCAGCAAGCGCUCCCCUCUGGAUCUGUGGGGCAGGAACGAUGGCGGCAUCAAGGUCAUCUUCCCGGACGUGGAGAUGAGCAACGGGACGGAGGGGCCGUCAGCUGUCCGAGCCCAACCGGGAGAUUACGUCCUGGUGGAGAUCUCCUCGUCCUCCCCGCUGACCCUGAAGGGCAGCCCCCUAUGCCGGACCACGCUCAGAGGCAGCUCAUCCUCGGCAGAGGCCGUCCGUGGAGCAGCCCCGGGGGCAAGGGAAGGAUUUUCGGCGCCCUCCAGACAACGAGGGGCAGCCAAGGACCGGUGAGCAGCGGCUGCACCCGGCCUGGCGCCCCUUGGAGAGAGGCUGUUUGCCCCAACUGUCGUUAUCCGAAGCAGAGGCCCUGAAGGACGAUCUGCGCGGCUGGACCAACAGCCUCGGGAAACAGGAGUCCCUAUUUUCCUCCGUCAGAGGAUGCAUUCAGACACGCAAGGGAGUUCCUGCCCAUUUUCUUCCAGGGAUGGUUCACAAGCGGACGCUUCCCCCCACCCCUUCGUCUCAGACUUACGUCCGUUGGCUUCAGGGACAACAAGACACUUUGGGGAGAAGAGCUGGUGGGCUUAAUCAGCCCACUUUCCUCUCGCAAGGUCUGGGAGGUUCGGCGUUGUGUGCAGACCCUUCGGGGCAGGGGGCUCUCCUCUCCCAAGCAGGGGAAAACUCUCCAGCGGGGCUGGGCAGCCCGGCCUUUGGCUCUUCAAGGAUGAUGGGAGUUGUGGUUGUGGAAGCCGCUGGAACUCAUCAACGGCGGUCGGGAGGGAAAGCAGCGGACUAAAUAAAUCAAUGUUUGCGAAAACCCAUUUCCUUAUUCGAUUUUUGCUGCCAUUUAACGCCACAUCCUGUCCUC
This is a messenger RNA of Thamnophis elegans (Western terrestrial garter snake), 2200 nucleotides long. It is a transcript of the gene CDK5RAP1, whose product is annotated as CDK5 regulatory subunit associated protein 1. The record is from RefSeq and is a predicted model, not a curated record. NCBI's taxonomy places the organism in Eukaryota, Metazoa, Chordata, Lepidosauria, Squamata, Natricidae. Gene Ontology annotation, cellular component: mitochondrion; cytosol. Gene Ontology annotation, biological process: tRNA modification; negative regulation of cyclin-dependent protein serine/threonine kinase activity. Gene Ontology annotation, molecular function: 4 iron, 4 sulfur cluster binding; tRNA-2-methylthio-N(6)-dimethylallyladenosine(37) synthase activity. The transcript has 13 exons. The coding region runs from base 1 to 1623 and encodes 540 amino acids.